Molecule: messenger RNA, 2728 nt
Organism: Saccostrea echinata
Lineage: Eukaryota; Metazoa; Mollusca; Bivalvia; Ostreida; Ostreidae
Product: gamma-aminobutyric acid type B receptor subunit 1-like
Exons: 17
Coding region: 209-2605 (798 amino acids)
Biological process (GO): gamma-aminobutyric acid signaling pathway; G protein-coupled receptor signaling pathway
Cellular component (GO): G protein-coupled receptor heterodimeric complex; membrane
Molecular function (GO): G protein-coupled GABA receptor activity
Source: RefSeq, a predicted model, not a curated record
CCAGACUUCAUGGAAUCUUGCAAAUUUAGCAUAGAUUACAUUGAUGUCAAUAACCAAAGUGGUCUCAGAGAUGUGCAAUCGAUAAAAAAAAGCCCUCUUUCCAAAGAGAAUGUUAAAAAAAGGAAGAAAGAAAGCUUCCUAAAGCACAGUUACUAGUAACCUGGGCGCCGAUAAGCGUGUCUUCUUGAUCGAACCGUGGCAAAUUGAAAUGUUCUUAAUUUUGUUAUCAAUAUUGACUGGAUUCUAUAAGCCUCUACUUGGACUUAAGUCUAAGAACUUAACUAUAGGGGUACUUGUACCAAUGACCGGAAGCUGGUCAGGGGGCAAGGCAUGUAAGCCGGCUCUAGAGAUGGCUCUUGAAAGGGUUAACAGGGAUCCAAGAAUUCUACCAGAAUAUCACCUUAAUAUGGAGGUCAGCGAUAGUCAGUGUAAACCAGGUGUUGGGACAAGUUUGUUUUACGAUUUCCUGUAUUCUGAGCCUCCUAAGAUGAUGGUUCUAUCGGGUUGUAGUGUGGUGUCCACCUUCAUAUCACAAGCUGCCAAACUGUGGAACAUAAUUGUUUUAGGUUACGGAUCCAGCUCUCCUUCACUCUCUGACAGACGACGGUUUCCAAGUUUCUUCAGGACACAUCCAUCAGCCACACUACACAAUCCGGCGAGAAUCAAAAUAUUCCAGAAGUUUGGGUGGAGUAGGAUAGCCACGAUUCGACAAAAGGAAGAAGUAUUUUCGUCUACAGAGGAAGAUCUUGUAAAGCGUAUUAAAGCUGCUGGUAUGGAGAUUGUAACGAGACAAGAAUUCUUAUCGAACCCCUCCAAUGCGGUGGCAAAUCUUAAGAGACGGGAUGCGAGGAUUAUUGUUGGGAUGUUUUAUGAAAAUCUGGCAAGAAAAGUUUUCUGUGAGGCAUAUAAGAACAAACUGUACGGCAAACGUUACGUGUGGUUCCUUGUUGGCUGGUACCCUGAUAAAUGGUAUGAAAAGCCUGACCCAGAAGUGGACUGUAUUCCGGUUCAGUUGAAGUUAGCACUGGAGGGGCACUUCACGACUGAAGCAGAGAUUAUUCACCAAGACAGACUCGCCAGAACAGUUUCAGGAAUGACAUCAGCAGAAUUUAAAACUGAGCUAGAUAGAAGGCUGAAUUACAGGACGGACGUUUCGGGUUAUCCAGAGGCUCCACUUGCAUUCGAUGCCAUCUGGGCCUUGGCUUUAGCGCUGAACAAGACGGAGAAAAAACUAAUACAUAUUGGAUCUAGUCUUCAGAACUUCCAGUACAGUAGAGAGGAUAUAUCACAAAAGAUUUACUCCUCAAUGAAUGCUACUCACUUUCUUGGUGUGUCGGGCAUCGUAGCGUUUUCAUCUGAAGGAGAUCGCAUUGCGUGGACAAUGGUGGAGCAAAUGACAAAUGGAACAUAUAACACCCUUGGAUGCUACCAUCAAAUGUCGGACAACCUUUCAUGGCUUGGUGUUGAAAGGUGGAUUGGCGGACACCCUCCUCCAGACCACACUCGCAUUAUUACGUCACCAAAGGUUAUUCCUUCAAACGUAUUCCUUACCUUCACUUUACUUGCUGGAGGGGGCGUCUGUUUUGGGAUCUUUUGCUGCAUCUUUACUUUCCUCAAUAGAUAUCGAAUGUGCAUCGUAGAUUCUCAGCCGGUAAUGAACGUUUUAGUGAUACUGGGUUGCAUUAUUUCCUUGAUGGCAGUUCCUCUUUUUGGACUGGACCAGAAUUAUAUCUCUCCUGAAACAUUUACUGUCAUUUGUCAGCUGAGGGCUUGGUGUCUUCUGGCAGGGUUCUCUGUAGGAUAUGGAGCAUUGUUUUCAAAAGUUUGGAUGGUUCACAGAAUAAAUACAAAAACAAAAGGAAAGACGAUAAAUUCAUCGGAAUUGUAUGCGGUAUUUAUCCUUAUCCAGACAAUAAAUGUAAUUAUUCUGACAUCUCUGCAAAUUAAAGACCCACUGUUUCGACAGUUGCUCAUAUUUGAUCUUGAAGUUCCCACCAACACUGAUGAGGACAUAAAACUCCGCCCCCAACUAGAGUUUUGUGAUGCAAAACAAAUGAGCAUUUGGCUAGGCGUAACACUUGGAUUCAAUGGAGUAAUUUUACUGUUUGGUAUUUUUCUGGCCUUUGAAACCCGGAGUGUUAAACUCCAGAACUAUAAAGACUCCCGAUCUGUUGCCAUUGCGAUCUACAAUAUCAUGGUACUUGUUUCCAUUUCUUUACCGUUAUGCUUCAUUAUCAGCAAGCAGCACGUUGCGAAGUACGCUUUCGUGGCCGGGUGUGUCCUUCUCUCCUGCUACCUGUCAAUGGGUUUUCUCUUUCUUCCAAAGAUCCUGGUCAUUAUGAGAUCUACAGAAUCUGCACGAGAUGUGAGAUUUCUAGAAGACAACCAAACUCAGGACGGGGAGGAAUGUAGUUUACACCAGAGCCUGGAGAGUGAGAAUGAAGACCUGAAGAUCUCUAUACAACAGAUAGAGAAUAAAUUGGUUGUUUUGAAUAGACAAUUAAUACAGAAAUCGUAUCAGAGAGUUUAUUUAUCAGUGCGACAACGAGAGAAUAGGGCAUAUAUGAUCUCCAGGUUAAAUAGUGACGAAGACAACUCGUGCUGAUUUAUAGAUUUAGCAAGUACUGAACACAUAGUACAUGUAAUUAAAGAGAACUUUGUUUAUAGCUGGGUAAAAGUUCUUUGGUUUAUGUACAGUUUUUAGAUCAUAAAUAAAGCACCCAUUGCA